ACGAUACACUUACUUCAAAGAUCAUCUUUAUUUUCAUAUUCUCAUCUUCGAUGUUACAUUUGAUUGGAAAUACCUUUUUCUUUUGAUCAAUUAAAAUAUACCGUAAAAAAAUUCUGCUAGUGAAGACUGAUAGUAUAAGACCUAAUUGUUCGAAGGUACUUGAUCGUUCGAUCUUUCCUAACGCGAAGUUUAAGUAAGACAAAUCAUACCGUAAAUAUUGAAAAUGCACGUACUACGAUGGACAUUCAAACUUUUCAUCGCCAGCGGAUAUUUUCUACCGCCCACGUUGAAGUCUCCGACGAAACGCUUUCUGUAUAAUUUAUAUACAGUCUUCAUGACGUUGUACAUGUGGAGCUACUCCCUCACGCUAAUCAUGGAGAUUUGCUACAACGUGGAAUCGCAGGACGAUUUGAGUGAGAAUUUUGGCAUAACUGUCACGGCACUUAUCACCAGUUGCAAACUUAUGAGCUUAGUCAUAGGGCGAAAAACUAUCAUAAAUAUGUUGGAUCUACUCAAGAAGAAGCCAUUUGUACCAGAGAACAAUGGGGAAGUACAAAUUCACGCGAAAUACGACAAUCUAAUCGAAAAAGUCGCGAUGUUCUAUACAAUCCAAGUCACAUUUUGUGUGCUUGCUUUAGUAGGAACGACAUUGGUCAGUAACUUCAAAGUGAAAAAAUUAAUGUUUCGCGCUUGGUUUCCUUUCGACUUCACCUCCUCGUGGUUUGCGUUUUCUAUGACGUUCAUCUAUCAGUUCGUAGGUUUAAUGAUCAUAGCCACUGGCGUCAGUAUGUUCGAUACGUUUUUCGCUGGCCUGUUGCUUCACAUCUGUUGUCAAUUCGAGAUGUUGAUGGAUCGCUUGCACCAUAUCGGAGGAAAUGAAAUUGAAUCGUUAAAAAACUGCGUUCAGCACCAUAACACGAUAUUCAGGUUUGUUACCUGUAGCCUCGAUAUUUCUAAUAUGUUAUAUCAUAGCGAUUGGCCAAAUUUGAGCAACGACGCCAGGAAGAUGCUUGUGGUGAUCAUGGCACGUUCAUUGACGCCUGUUGAGAUUACAAGCGCCUAUAUUUUACCCAUGAAUUUGGAAUCUUUCAAAGGUGUCAGUAUCUAUGUAGAAAUAUAUUAUUUGCACAAACGUAAAUUAAAAACAAUACUCGGUACACUGAGUAAUUCGCCAUCGAUUUGGGAAAAACGAAUUGCGAUUUGUUACACAAUUCUGGUGGAGGUGGCUGCGAUAUGGAUAUUCGUAAGAGCAUUCCUCACGGACUUCAAGAAGAGAAAACUAGUCUUUCGAGCUUGGCUACCGUACGAUUAUUCGGAACUGUUGCCAUACACGUUCAGUUACGCUUACGAAGUUGUCACUUCGUUGCUGUGCUCUUGUCAAAACGUUGCUAGUGACACGCUAUUCGCUGGCUUGCUGAUUCAAAUUAACGGCCAGUUCGAAAUACUCGAGGAACGUCUGAGAAACAUCGAGGAGGACUCGAAUUAUUCGGCGAAGCAGUGCGUCAAACAUUAUCAACAAAUUUACAAAUUCUCUAAAACGGUGAACGAGAAAUUCAAAAUAAUACUUUUCUUGCAAUUUUGUACGAUCGCAUUUACGCUAUGCUUUAAUCUCUACCGAAUGACCAACAUAACGAUGCUUUCUAAAUUUCUGGAGGCGUCGCUUUUCCUAGUUCGCAUUAUAGCGCAGAUACUGUAUUAUUGUUGGUUCAGUAACGAAGUGAAAUUGAAGAGCCUUCAGGUGCCUGCCAUGAUAUUUAAGAGCAAUUGGGCAUCGUGGGAUACGAAAACAAAGAAGAUUCUCUUAGUGAUCAUGACACGAGCGACACAUCCUAUAGAAUUUACGAGUGGCUACCUGGUAACAUUGAACAUCGAUUCUUUCGUAGCGCUGAUGAAAACCUCAUACUCAGUUUUUAACUUGUUGCAACAAACUAAAUGACGAUACGAAGUGAAAGAGCAGCGGAUCUUGACAUU
Messenger RNA from Bombus impatiens (common eastern bumble bee), 1971 nucleotides. Its product is annotated as odorant receptor Or1-like. The transcript has 7 exons. Gene Ontology annotation, cellular component: plasma membrane. Bases 224 to 1936 code for a protein of 570 amino acids. The record is from RefSeq and is a predicted model, not a curated record. Gene Ontology annotation, molecular function: odorant binding; olfactory receptor activity. NCBI's taxonomy places the organism in Eukaryota, Metazoa, Arthropoda, Insecta, Hymenoptera, Apidae. Gene Ontology annotation, biological process: sensory perception of smell; detection of chemical stimulus involved in sensory perception of smell.